Harpia harpyja (harpy eagle) is the source of this 1413-nucleotide messenger RNA. RefSeq names its product arylformamidase (gene AFMID). The transcript has 11 exons. Bases 20 to 1045 code for a protein of 341 amino acids. The record is from RefSeq and is a predicted model, not a curated record. Gene Ontology annotation, molecular function: arylformamidase activity. Lineage: Eukaryota; Metazoa; Chordata; Aves; Accipitriformes; Accipitridae.
GCCGCCCCCUGGGCGGCCAAUGGGAGUGGGGCGGCACCGCCCCCGGACUCGGACCCCGCCCCCGGGCGGGCAGGGGGCGCGGGGCCGCCGCGACGGGCGCGGGGCCGGGAUCGGGAUCGGGAUCGGGAUCGGGAUCGGGAUCGGGACCGGGACCGACCGCAGCAUGGGGGGGUGGCGGGACAUGCCCACGGAGGCGCUGGAGGAGCAGUACUCCCCCAGCCGCUGGUCCCCCCGCCUGGGCAGGGACACCGUCAUCCAGGCCCACCUCGCGGCGACGGCGGCAGGAACGCAGCGGGCCCGGGCCGGCGCGCAGACCUCGCUGCACGUCCCCUACGGCAACGGCGACGGCGAGAAGCUGGACAUCUAUUUUCCUGCGGAUCCUUCUGGAACCUUCCCGGUCCUGGUCUACAUCCAUGGCGGAUACUGGCAGUGCCUGAGUAAAGACGAGUCAGGAUUCGCAGCCCCCCCGCUGGUGUCGCAGGGCGUGGCGGUGGUGGCAGUGGGUUACGACACAGCCCCCAAAGGCCACAUGGACGCCAUGGUGCUGCAGGUGCGGCGCAGCCUCGCCUUCCUGGUGGAGCGGUACUCUGGGAUCAGAGGCAUUUACCUGUGUGGACACUCAGCAGGGGCCCACUUGGCAGCCAUGGUGUUGUCCACGGACUGGACAGAAUACGGAGUGGUGCCAGAUAUCAAAGGAGCUGUGCUGGUGAGCGGCGUGUAUGACCUCGAGCCCAUCCUGCACACCUACGUGAAUGAUGCGCUGAACAUGAGCCGGGAGGUUGCCCAGAGGAACAGCCCCAUGCUGUGCAUCUCCCCAGCAGCGCCUGCGGCUGCGGCCUGCGAGGUGCUCGUGGCUGUGGCCCAGCACGACUCCCCGGAGUUUCGCAGGCAGUCGCAGGAGUACAGCCAGGCCCUGCGUGCAGCCGGCUGGUCCGUCUCCCUGCUGGAUCUUUCUGGCGUGGAUCACUUUGACAUCAUUGAGAAGCUGUCGGAGGACAGCUAUGUCCUCACUCAGGUGAUUCUGAACAUGAUUUCAAGAGCUUGAUGGCAUGUCGGGAGCAAACUGAGUCAGGAACCGCAGCCCGGCAUGCACCCUGCCCUGCUGCCCUCCUCGCUCCAGCUGCCUGGGUCUCCUUCUGCAGCACAGGGCGGCUGCUGCCUCCGGACACCCUCUGUGCCCCCUCCGCUCCCUCCAGCCUGCAGCCAAGCAGGGGGGGCUCAGAGCAGGGGAGCACCAGUUAUUACCAGUUCUUGCCUGGGCUGGCAUUCCUUUGCUGGGGUGUUUCUGCCCCUGCAUGGGGCUGGCAGGCCUGCAGGGCUCUGUCUGGAUGACCUGGUGAUGAAGUUUGUUCCCUCGGUUUCCUUUAAACUGCUUAUUGCCAAUACAAAAUAAAAUAGGAAUAACUGCUGCCU